This is a messenger RNA of Striga hermonthica, 774 nucleotides long. The record is from the annotation of a GenBank genome assembly. Lineage: Eukaryota; Viridiplantae; Streptophyta; Magnoliopsida; Lamiales; Orobanchaceae.
AUGGUGUUUUGGGAAGGAUAUGUGAGUGACGAGUCGAUGGGGACUUUUGCCCCGCUAGUCGUGUACUGGUUGUAUGCUGGGGUUUAUCAGCUGCUCCCUCCUCUAGACAAUUACAGGCUGCAUACGAAGACCGAAGAAAAUGAGAAAAAUGUUGUGCCUUUGGGAUCCGUUAUCAAAGGUGUUCUUCUUCAGCAGUUUGUUCAGGCUGUUGUUGCGGAAUUGCUGUUUUUGGUAACUUCUAAUGCGAGUUUUCCCGAUCAAGCCGCCCAACCCUCUCUCCCUUUACAGUGCAUCCAAUUCGUAGUUGCCAUGCUAGUCAUGGACACGUGGCAGUAUUUUGUUCACCGUUACAUGCACCAGAAUAAGUUUCUGUACAAACACAUCCACUCCCAACAUCAUAGAUUAGUUGUCCCUUAUGCUAUUGGGGCUCUUUACAAUCACCCAUUGGAAGGCCUUUUAUUGGACACGUUUGGCGGUGCUAUUUCCUUUUUAGUGUCCGGGAUGACUGCUCGGACAGCUGUUUAUUUCUUUUGCUUUGCUAUCAUAAAGACUGUUGAUGACCAUUGUGGGCUGUGGCUGCCUGGUAAUAUCUUCCAUUUACUUUUUCAAAACAACACUGCUUAUCACGAUGUGCAUCAUCAGCUCCAGGGUUUAAAAUUCAAUUACUCUCAGCCGUUUUUCUCGAUAUGGGACAAACUGCUCGGGACCUAUGUGCCGUAUACACUUGUAAAGCGGGCAGAGGGUGGUUUUGAGGCAAGGCUGAAAAAAGAUUGA